AUGUUCACAAAAGGUACUGCUUAUAUUGAUGGACAAAAUGUUCAUCGUCGCAUAAGAUCAACACGUUAUUUAGGUUAUUGUCCACAAGAAAAUUGUAGUAUGGAUUUUCUCACUGUUCAAGAUAGUCUUUAUUUAUUAGCACGUAUACGCGGUGUUCAACCGUCACGUAUAAAAUCUAUUGUGGGAACAAUAAGUUCAUUAUUUUUACUUGACCCAUUUUUGAGUAAUUAUAUGCAUGAAUUAAGUGGUGGAACAAAAUGUCGAUUACAUACUGCUUUGGCUUUAAUUGAUAGAAAUCUAUUACAUCAAACAAGAUAA
Messenger RNA from Rotaria sp. Silwood2, 318 nucleotides. NCBI's taxonomy places the organism in Eukaryota, Metazoa, Rotifera, Eurotatoria, Philodinida, Philodinidae. The record is from the annotation of a GenBank genome assembly.